Molecule: messenger RNA, 477 nt
Organism: Carlito syrichta (Philippine tarsier)
Lineage: Eukaryota; Metazoa; Chordata; Mammalia; Primates; Tarsiidae
Product: aldehyde dehydrogenase family 3 member B2-like
Exons: 5
Biological process (GO): aldehyde metabolic process
Cellular component (GO): cytoplasm
Molecular function (GO): aldehyde dehydrogenase (NAD+) activity
Source: RefSeq, a predicted model, not a curated record
UUCCUCCAGGACAACACGCAGCUUCUUCAGGACGCGCUGGCCCAGGACCUGCGCAAGUCGGACAUCGAGUCAGACAUAUCCGAGCUCAUCAUUUGCCAGAACGAAGUGGACCUGGCCCUCAGGAACCUUCACGCCUGGAUGAAGGACGAGCCGGUGGCCACCAACCUGAUCACAAAGCUGGACUCCGCCUUCAUCCGGAAGGAGCCCUACGGCCUGGUGCUCAUCGUGGCCCCCUGGAACUACCCGGUGAACCUGACGCUGGUGCCCCUGGUGGGCGCGCUCGCCGCAGGGAACUGCGUGGUGCUGAAGCCGUCGGAGAUCAGCCAGGGGACCGAGAAGGUCCUGGCCGAGGUGCUGCCCCGGUACCUGGACCAGAACUGCUUUGCCGUGGUGCUGGGCGGGCCCCAGGAGACCGGGCGGCUGCUGGAGCACAAGUUUGAUUACAUCUUCUUCACGGGUGAGGACGGCCUGCCUGGG